This is a messenger RNA of Salvia splendens (bonfire salvia), 1218 nucleotides long. RefSeq names its product tudor domain-containing protein 3. The transcript has 6 exons. The coding region runs from base 1 to 1143 and encodes 380 amino acids. Lineage: Eukaryota; Viridiplantae; Streptophyta; Magnoliopsida; Lamiales; Lamiaceae. The record is from RefSeq and is a predicted model, not a curated record. Gene Ontology annotation, cellular component: nucleus.
AUGGCGGCCGCCGCCGCUUCUUCUCCGCAGUCUCAUCUUUCGGCAGCUCUCGCCGCCAGAGGCUGGUGUUUAAAAGAUACUGACCUAAUUCGAGAACUCAUCACCGCAUCAGCCGUGUGCUCAAGCAGAGAUAUAUCUCGGAGUAGUGUGGCUGAGGCUGCUUCAGAAAAUUCAAACAGACGGCUGUUACUAUUGAAGCUCACAGAUGGACACAAUGAAAUAACUGCUAUAGAGUACUCACAUGUGCCGUCAUUUCCUGAUGAUAUUAGCCCUGGGACAAAGGUCAAGCUGCAGAAUAAAGCUGAAAUGCGCAGUGGUAUUUUGUGUUUGAACAAAAAUGUAAUUACUGUUUUAGGCGGCGUUGUUCAGUCUCUUUACGAAGAAUGGCAGUUAAAGCGCAAGUACAUGAAUGUUUCUCGCUACAAGCUCAGGCCAUCACAAGAAAAUGCAUCUAGCUAUCCUCCACCAUUCGAAAAGCUCCAAGUUCGAACCGGACGAGGCCCUUCAUCUACUUCAUACACUCCAUCUUCUGAAGCGACAUCCUCAAAUGAUCAUCGGCAAAGUCUCGCUGCAAGAGGCGAGUGCUCCAAUUUGCGCCAGAAUGUCCAGCUCCAGAAAAAUAAUGAAACUAAAGAUGGUUUAACUGAUGGAGCAAAGCUGCUUCACUCAAAUGAAGGAAAUCCCGAGAAGGAAACUUCCUCAGAAAGACCAAAAGUAGUGGCAUCUGUACCUGUUCAAAAUCAAGUAGCGGCUCAGAAACUUCUCCAGAAAACAAGUCAGCCUAGUUUUGGUGAUCGCAAUUCUAGAUUUCAGAGGCGUAGGGGAAAGGAUACAGAAGAUGACUCAUCUUUGCUCACCCUUGAUGAGUGGGAAAGGAGGAAAACAGGAGGCAAUCUUCAGACAACACAUGAGCACCACCACUACACUGAAGAUGAGGAGCUUGCAAGACAGCUGCAGGAGCAAUUUGAUUUGGAGGAAAAUCAUGUACAAAAUGAUCCUCAUAUGAUGGAUGCUAAAAGUAUAAAGAUGAGCAUGUUCAGUUUCGAAAGAGAUGAUGCUGGAGCUUCCGGUCGAACUGAAUUCAGGGGAAGAGGGAGAGGAAGAGGUAGAGGACGAGGGAGAGGAAGGGGAAGGAGAUACUGAAGCACUGGUAAAGUUCAAUCUGAAUUCAUUGUUCAAUUUCUUUACCUUUCUACUUAGUAGUUGUCCUUGACUGUG